This is a messenger RNA of Schistosoma rodhaini, 1510 nucleotides long. Lineage: Eukaryota; Metazoa; Platyhelminthes; Trematoda; Strigeidida; Schistosomatidae. The record is from the annotation of a GenBank genome assembly.
AUAUAUAUGUAUCAAUUAUUAGGAUCAUAUUUUCACCUGUGAACUAAACAUAUAUAGAUGUAUAUAUAAUGAUAAUUCACUUUUAACAAUUUAAUUUUUACCAUUAAUAUGAAUAAUAUUACAUUAUCAUUACUUAUUAACAAUGAUGUAUUUACUAAAACUACUUAUAUCAAUAUAAGUAAUACACAAAAUCAUACAUGUAUAGAUCAUUUUCAAUGGUUAGAAUUAUUUCAUCAAAAUUAUCAACCAAUACAUGUUUAUUUAUGUUUAAUCUUAUGUCCAAUUGGUGUUAUAGCAAAUACAUUAAAUGUGAUUGUAUUAUGUCAACCACGUUUACGUAGUCCAACAAAUUUAUUAUUAACCUUUUUAGCGGUUAGUGAUGGUCUUGUUAUGUUUAUUUAUAUUAUAUUUGAUUAUUUCUAUUUAAUGACACCUAGAUUAUUAAAUGGGAUGACUAAAUCAUAUGCUAACCUAUUAUUGAUUAAUAUUGUAUUACAAAAUUUAUUUCAUGCAUUCUCUGCAUGGAUCAUUGUUGCUGUGGCUAUAUUUCGUUUAAUUUAUAUUAAAACUGGUGUUAGAGCUGCUAUUUAUUGUAAUAUGUUUAAAGCAUGGAUUGUUAUUAUAUUAGUGAUUAUUAGUUCUAUUCUGCUAACUAUACCAUUUAUGAUAGCACAUCAAAUACGGAUCAAAUCUAAUAAUCAUGAUCAUUAUACUACUGAUAAUACUAGUGAUAACACUACUACUACUCAUCUAAUCUAUACUACUUAUAAUCAAUCAACUACAUCAAUAUUAUAUGAAGUUGAUUAUACAACAAAUAUACAUUUAAAAAUUAUAUUAUUUUGGAAUUCAGCUAUAUUAGUUAAAGCAUUACCUAUAAUUAUAAUGACAACUGUUAGUGCUGCAUUAAUAACAUCAAUAAGAGAAUCAGAAAAACGUUAUCGUAUAUUAAGAAGACAUCGUAAUGAUUGUAAAAAUUUUCAAAUUACCAUAGAUACUACAAGGAUUGAUAGUUUCAUUCAUAAUAAUAAUAAAAAUAAUAAUGAAGGAGAAGAUAAAUCAAUAACAGUAAUCCGUCCAAAACAAAAAUGUAAUUCACAUAUUGAAACGUAUUCUGGUGGACGUAGUGCAAAUCAAACUACAUAUAUGUUACUUACUAUAAUUAUGUUAUAUAUAUUUACAUAUUUACCACAAUCUGCUCUAUUAUUAUUGAACAAUUUUCAAGGUGGAUGUUUCAGUGCUACAGUUUAUGAAAGAUUAGGUGAUUUUUUGGAUUUUUUAACGCUAAUUAAUAAUGGUUUAAAUUUUAUUUUAUAUUGUGUUAUGUCAAGACAAUUUAGAUAUACAUUUUUACAAUUAUUUUGCCCAUUUCUUAAUUUAUAACCUGUGUGAUCUAUAUCCAUCUAUCUAUCUAUCUAUCUCUCCAUAUAUCUGCUUAUUGUGCAAAUGAUUAGCAAGAUUGUUGUAUAUGUACAGACAUAUAUCUAUAUAAAUAAACUCUUGUGAAUACUUG